Malaya genurostris is the source of this 1734-nucleotide messenger RNA. RefSeq lists its product as uncharacterized. The transcript is spliced from 3 exons. Bases 188 to 1540 code for a protein of 450 amino acids. The record is from RefSeq and is a predicted model, not a curated record. Gene Ontology annotation, molecular function: lysozyme activity. NCBI's taxonomy places the organism in Eukaryota, Metazoa, Arthropoda, Insecta, Diptera, Culicidae.
UUUAGGCGUCAGUGUUGCUCCGGGCGUGUAUUUCGUUUCAACCUGUCGUGCAGUAAUCAAACUUUUACUAUUUAGACAAACGGGUUCGCCAGUGCAAUAUCGUGUCGAAGCGUACGGGUCAUUUCAAUGUUAUAGUUCGUAAAACUGCAAAUCUUUCAAGUAAUCAUAAACAAUUCCUGCUGAAGCAAUGCAGAUUUUAGUACAGAUUUUAAUUUGUGUUACCUUGAUCACAUUACUCGUAUUCGUAUCGACUGAAAGUGAAUCUGAAUUCCGAACGGUUGGAAAAAGAAAUCGACAGGUCGACGCCGACGGAGAUGUUGACGUGAGGUAUGAUCAGAGACAAACAAACGGCGAAACAAACAUUCGGCUGCAUGUUAAAAAUUUCCAAAUUCAAGUACCGGAAUCGUCAUUAAGCACACUCAAAGCCACAAGCAUGGCAGCUAUGCUUCGUAGUUCCAUACUGAAAUUGUUUGGAAUUCCAAAUCAAGAAAGCAAUCAACCAAGUUUAACCAAUCAAGAGAGUACGGAACAGGAACCACAGCAGGGAAUGCAAUCAAACUCAAUGCUUCAAAUCAACGGGAAUAAUCUACCGGCCAAGUUUUUUCUUGAGAUUAGUGACUUUUUGAUGAACAACCAUGAUAAUGAUGCGGUUGACGAUAAACGGGUAGAGUCCAAUCACAAGAAAAAUGCGGAACUAUAUGCAACAGAAGAAAUCAAAAUAGAGCGAUUGGAAAAUGUGAAUAAUACGAAAAAUGAAACAAUAACAAUAAGUAAAAAGCGGUACCACAAUGGAUUGGAGGGACCGAAAAGUCCUGUGAACCAGACGGUGUUUGAGACGACUAACACGGAGAACAAGUUUAGCAACAAUGUGACACAUAACCAUACGGAGAAAGAGGAUCGCUUUCAGCAGACGCGUCCCAUUCGGCUGGAAACGGUAGUGAUGCAGGUCAAAUCGGCUACCGACGGAAAUCCGAAAACGCUACGCGAGAAGGUUAUUUGGCGAAUGGAUGGUGUGAAUAAUGACAAUGAUAAGAAGAAGAACGUAGUGCAAUUGUGGAUUAAGAUGGCCUGUCUAAAGUUGUUGGUUCUGUUUUGCGUAAUCGUUAUGAUCGACGGAAUCUUCCUUUCGAACCUAAACUCUUCGUGCUUCCGUUGCAUUUGCGAAGCAUCAACCGGUUGUAGCAGUCGAUUGCAGUGUGGACAAGGAUAUUGUGGACCUUUCUCAAUUUCGCGUGCGUAUUGGAUCGAUGCGGGCAAAGUAGUGAAAACACAAGAUGAUCCGAACCGAUGGGGUGCGUACGAAGACUGUGCAAAUCAGUAUGAGUGUGCGACGAAAAUUAUGACGCAGUACAUGGAGAAAUAUGGUAAAGAUUGCAACAAUGAUGGAUUGGUAGACUGUGUCGAUUAUGCAAUGCUGCAUAUCAAUGGCGGUCCUACUUGCCAUCUACCAGUCAAUUCAGAUUUCGGAAGAAAGUUGGACAAUUGCUUACAGAAAAGCCGUCGUCAGCAGAAUAGUAGAAGAAUGAAUUUCUUCGGAUAGUGAGUGAUAACAUGUAUGGAUAAAUGAAAAGUUUUGCAGUAAAUUUAAAUUUUCGACCGACUUUAAGGCGCACAGAUUUGUAAAUCUGUUAUCUUAGAAUGUAAAUUUGUUUUAAAUUCAUCAUACAACAUUGACAAACAACUACAAAUAAUAUACAUUCGAUAAAACAAUAAACGGAAGCAGAUGAUUCCUAA